Molecule: messenger RNA, 1773 nt
Organism: Symbiodinium pilosum
Lineage: Eukaryota; Dinophyceae; Suessiales; Symbiodiniaceae
Source: the annotation of a GenBank genome assembly
GCACAGCAGGCGGAGGCUGAGAAGGCUCCAAGUCCAUCCCCACCAAGGAAAGUGUGCAAAGUUCACAGACAGACGCCCAGUGACCGCUAUGCGGACUGGGAGAGGCCCGCCACAGUGGCUGAGGCCGAUCGAGCGGGGCCACCGCGACUAUCGCCCGGAGAAUGUGAGCAUCUGGAGGAAUCGCUGCGAUCUGCUCAGCAAGCCUCUGCCGACCUGCAAGGUGCUUUGGACGCCUUCCGCAAGGACCGACGACUUCAGGGACCGAUGGAGGAUCCCCUGGAGCUUUUGGAGUGGAAGGCACCCCGAGAGCGGGAGGCCCGCGAGGCUACCGCAAGGCCUCUGCGUGCUGUUCUGGCGGUGAAGCGUCCCCGUGCAGCAGCCAGCGAAGGCGUCGCCACGGAUGUCCAGACAGACAAGGAGGCCCAGCCCCUGGUGGAAUAUGGCAGUGACUCUGGAGAAGAGCCAUCUGGAGCUACUGACGGAGUAGGUAGGAGAGGUCUUGCGGCCAAAGACUGUGUGCCACCUGACCUGCGCUGCUCGGCGGUUUACAUGGCCGACCCUUUGCGUCUCAUUCUCGGUGUUGACCUUGCAGUCCGGGACGCGCAGACUUUCAAGGUGAAGCCUGGCCUGUCUGACUUCGCAAAGAGGGAGGACUUGGAAGGCUGCCGGCUGAACAUACAAGAUCUUGUAAACUUCGCGAAUAAAUUCGUGGCUGCUGAGCGGCGGCCAACUACCCCUGUCCUGCUCAAGGCCACGGCGGGCCUCCGCGCGGUGCCUGAGGCCAAGGCAGAGGCGGUCUUGCGAACAGUCCGCUCCACCCUGAAAGCGUCGGGCUACCAAUUCCAGGAUGCCUGGGCAGACAUCAUCAAGGGCAAGGAGGAGGCGGCCCUAGCUUGGAUCGCGGCGAACUACCUAGGGGGCAGUUUCGACGUGAACUCCAAAGUCCCGUCUAUGGGCGUGAUCGAGAUGGGAGGUGGGUCUACUCAGGUGAGCUUCGAAGUGCAGCCAGAUGAGUUUGAGCGCGUUGCUGAACUGGAUCGGUUUCAGUUCAAGACAGGCUUGGGCAGGGUCUACUCCUUGUACGCGCACAGCUACCUGGGCUUCGGCCAGGACUAUGCCCAGUCGAAACUGCAAGACACCAUGGGCGAGAGCGAGAGCUCUGACCCCUGCUACCCGGUCGGCUACGCACGCGUCAAGAGCAAUGGCGCUCGGCAAAGUGGCAGUGGCGAUUCCACGCAGUGCCGGACAAAUAUUCGGUCCCUUCUUUUUCAGGAAGGGAGUGCUCCGGGACGGUACGAGCAUGAGCUCCCCGUGCGCGGCCACUUCGCAGCGACAGAGAACUUCUACUACGUCAGGAAUGACCUUCAGCUUCCAAACAAGGAAGGUGUCUGUCCAACCGAUGCAGAAGCCAAGGAAGUGUGUGGCAAGAGCCUGGCAGACUCUGCUGCAGACCGGGCGUGCUUUGCGCUGUCUUACCAGCUGGCUUUCCUUGGGGCACUUGGUGCCGUUGAUGUGCCAGGCAUUGAGGUCGAAGUGCAGAGAAAAAUAAAUGGCGGUGACAUUGACUGGGCACUUGGAGCAGCCCUGGCGCACCUGCUGAGCUCUCGCGUAGAACCUGCAGGCUUCGCAAUGACAAUGCCAGUGGUGCUAACACUGGUGGUCGCGCUGGCACUGCUCGCUGCCGCCUUUUCGUUGGUUUGCAGACCGAAGAGCCUCGUCAAGGGCUACGAAUCCCCGACACUCUUUGGCUCCAAGAGCACAGGCCUGGAGUGA